This is a messenger RNA of Elephantulus edwardii (Cape elephant shrew), 1140 nucleotides long. It is a transcript of the gene SERPINB1, whose product is annotated as serpin peptidase inhibitor, clade B (ovalbumin), member 1. Gene Ontology annotation, molecular function: serine-type endopeptidase inhibitor activity. Gene Ontology annotation, biological process: negative regulation of endopeptidase activity. The record is from RefSeq and is a predicted model, not a curated record. The transcript is spliced from 6 exons. The coding region runs from base 1 to 1140 and encodes 379 amino acids. NCBI's taxonomy places the organism in Eukaryota, Metazoa, Chordata, Mammalia, Macroscelidea, Macroscelididae.
AUGGAGCAGCUGACUACUGCCAUUACCCAGUUCUCCCUGGACCUAUUCAGUGAUCUGAGUAAGGAGAAUCCCACGGGAAACAUCUUCUUCUCUCCCUUCAGCAUCUCCUGUGGGCUGGCCAUGGUCCUUGCCGGGGCCAAGGGCAGCAGCGCAACACAGUUGUCUCAGGCAUUUCAUUUUGAUAAGGUUGAGGAGGUUCACUCCAGAUUUCAGCGCCUGCAUGCCGACAUCAGCCAACGUGAUGCCUCCUACAUCCUGAAACUUGCUAACAGGUUAUAUGGAGAGAAGACCUAUCACUUCCUCCCUGAUUUCUUGGCAUCAACUCAGAAAAACUACGGGGCUAACUUGGCCAGUGUUGAUUUCCAGCAUGCCUCCGAGGAGGCAAGGAAGGAGAUAAACCAAUGGGUUAAAGAACAGACAGAAGGGAAAAUUCCAGAACUCUUGGUUUCAGGUGUGGUUAACAGUAUGACUAAGCUUGUGCUAGUGAAUGCCAUCUAUUUCAAGGGGAACUGGGAGGAAAAAUUUCAGAAAGAGGCCACAAUCGAUGCCCCAUUCAGGCUGAAUAAGAAAGACACAAAAAUGGUGAAAAUGAUGUAUCAGAAAAGGAAGUUUCCAUAUUGCUAUAUCCAGGAACUGAAGUGCCGUGUAUUAGAAAUGCCCUACCAAGGCAAUAACCUCAGCAUGGUCAUCCUGCUGCCAGAUGAUAUUGAAGAUGACUCCACAGGUCUGAAAAAGAUCGAGGAACAGUUGACUUCGGAAAAAUUGAAUGAGUGGAUCAAACCUGAGAAUAUGGAUGUCAUAGAAGUUAACCUCAGCUUGCCUAGGUUCAAGCUUGAAGAGAGCUACAACCUCAAUUCUCACCUGGCCCACCUGGGUGUGCAGGAUAUCUUUAAUAGUAGUAAGGCUGAUCUCUCUGGCAUAUCAGGAAAUAGAGAUCUUAUUAUAUCAAAAAUUAUUCAUAAAUCUUUUGUAGAAGUGAAUGAGGAGGGUACAGAGGCUGCAGCUGCCACGACAGCUAUUGCAACCUUCUGCAUGCUAAUGCCAGAGGAAACUUUCAAUGCCAACCAUCCAUUCCUUUUCUUUAUUCGACACAAGCCCUCAGGGAACAUCCUGUUUUUUGGCCGAGUUACUUCUCCUUAA